AAACGCGACUCCCGCAGUUACAGAGCCGCAAACUGCUGUUAUAGUCACACAAGGAAAGAAGAACAAGCAACAGCGGAUACAGACGAUACGAGCACUUUUAGUUACUUUUUUCAUCUGAAGAUUAUUUUAUUUUUUUUUAAAUCGGAACAAAGAGGAGACUCAAGCAGCAGUUCUUCACCGCCUCAAGCUUCAAGCUAUAUGUAUUUGGAUUUAACUUUUCUUUGCCGUCGCCCUACUAUGGUCAUAAUGGAGGUGCCCACCAUCGACUGUGCGUCCCUCCGUAAUCUGCUGGAGGCCGACGCCGACGCUCCGGGCUGCCUGGUGCUGGACUGCCGCUCUUUCCUGUCCUUUAACGCGUCCCACAUCGCGGCCUCCACUAAUGUCCGCUUCAGCACCAUCGUGCGACGACGAGCCAGGGGCGGCCUGGGGCUCGAACACAUUGUCCCCAACGAGGACACCAGGAGCCGGCUCCUAUCCGGCGAGUACCAGUCGGUGGUGCUUCUGGACGAUCACAGUUAUGACUUAAGCCAAGCCAAGAAAGACGGGACCUUGAUGCUGGCUGUGGCAGCCCUCUGCCGGCACCCCUGUGGAGCAAGUGUCUUUAUACUUAAAGGUGGGUUUGACACAUUUUCCAAAGAGUAUCCAGACAUGUGCACCAAGCCAUCUCCCUCACCGGGGCUCAGUUUACCUCUGAGCUCCAGCCACCCAGGAAGUGCAGACCCGAGCUGUAGUCCAUGCAACACACCACUUUAUGACCAGGGCGGUCCUGUGGAGAUCUUGCCCUUCCUGUACCUGGGUAGCGCUUACCAUGCUUCCCGAAAAGACAGGCUGGACAUGCUGGGGAUCACUGCCCUUAUAAACGUCUCCGCCAACUGCCCCAACCACUUUGAGGACUCAUUUUUGUACAAGAGCAUCCCUGUAGAGGACAACCACAAAGCGGAUAUAAGCUCCUGGUUCAACGAGGCGAUUGAGUUUAUCGAUUCGGUUAGGAAUAACGGUGGUCGUGUGUUCGUCCACUGUCAAGCGGGCAUCUCCCGGUCAGCCACCAUCUGCCUCGCCUACCUCAUGCGCACCAACCGCGUCAAACUGGACGAGGCCUUCGAGUUCGUGAAGCAGCGCCGCAGCAUCAUCUCACCCAACUUCAGCUUCAUGGGACAGCUCCUCCAGUUCGAGUCUCAGGUGCUAGCCUCCUCAACUUGCUCGUCGGAGGCCGGGAGUCCGGCCAUCGGCAACGGCAGCUCCGUCUUUAAUUUCCCAGUGUCCAUCCCAGUGCACUCAUCUGCCAGUCAGCUCUCCUUCCUCCACAGUCCCAUCACUACCUCUCCUAGCUGCUGAUGUAUAGACAAUGGGACAUGCAUAUCUUGACUUAAAUAACAACUCAACAACUGGUGACUCUUAAACAGUGGUGCUGGUAUCACUGCACUAAAUGUGCAUUUGACUUUGUAACCUUGUUUCCCAACGUCAGUUCAAGGGGAGAUGUGGCAGCUACCAACAAAGCAGUAUUGAUGCAUAACUGCUCAGCGAGGCUGUUGGAUGUAUGUGAAUAUUACUUUUUUUAAUUCAAAGGAUUCUGCUACAUGAUGGCAAAUGCUUUUGAUAAUCACAAUCAAUUAUUAAAAACAAAUCAGAGGGCAAAUAGCAGUCUCAGGAAUGUUGACCUCCCAGAUGUCUUUAUUUUGCUUCCUAGGUAAGGAGUCUAAUUAUUAACCUGUGCUGACAAGUUACUGCUUCAUUUGAAGAACAAUGAAUGUAUCCCCUCUGUUUAUUGUGGAUGUGGCAGAAGAGGCCAAUUUGAAUGCAAAUGUAUGACUUUGCUGGAUGUGACGAUCCUGACACGUUGGGGAAAGUGACCAUUAAAUACCUCAUGUUUAUGUACUGUGUACUGCAAGGCCUGUGUUGGGCAGGUCGUCUGCAAUGAUUGCUAUAUGACAUAUUUAUUGAAGGAAAGUAAUAUAUUUCUCUAGUAUACCUAUUUUUGCAUAUGUCCAUUUAAAUGAUUUUUUUAUACCACUUUGAAUAAAUGUGCUUUGACUUUG
Molecule: messenger RNA, 2036 nt
Organism: Phyllopteryx taeniolatus (common seadragon)
Lineage: Eukaryota; Metazoa; Chordata; Actinopteri; Syngnathiformes; Syngnathidae
Gene: dusp1
Product: dual specificity phosphatase 1
Exons: 4
Coding region: 199-1335 (378 amino acids)
Biological process (GO): endoderm formation; negative regulation of p38MAPK cascade; protein dephosphorylation
Cellular component (GO): cytoplasm; nucleus
Molecular function (GO): protein tyrosine/threonine phosphatase activity; MAP kinase tyrosine/serine/threonine phosphatase activity
Source: RefSeq, a predicted model, not a curated record